AUGGAACUCAACCGAGAACGUUUUCGCGCCAUAAUUUAUUAUAAGUUUCAGAGACAAUUAUCGCAACAAGAAUGCCUUGCUGAGUUACUGUCUGUUUUCGGCCACAUCAAAUUCAAACGUGGACGGGUGAGUCUUAGUGACGAUCCCAGGGUGGGUGCACCAAAAACGGCAGUCACCCAGGAAAACGUCGAUGCUGUGCGCAAUCUCAUCGUUGAAGAUAGACAUGUGACAUAUCGCGAAAUUGACCAGAAAGCAGCCAGGGUUAAUUGGUGUCAAAAAACUCUUGACCGUUUCAAUUCCGGAAACUCAAAAAUGUGUACAGCAUUGUUAGUGCAAAGAACUGUUACUGCGGAUUGGUAUACCACCAUUUGUUUGCCAAAAGUCAUCACCGAGCUUCAAAAAGGCAACCCCGAUAGAAGAAUCAUCCUCCACCAAGACAAUGCAAGCUCGCACACAGCCCAAAGAACAAGGCAGUAUUUAACGGAAGAAAACGUGGAAUUAUUGGACCAUCCUCCAUAUAGUCUCGAUCUAAGUCCUAGCGAUUUCUUUACUUUCCCGAAAAUUAAAAACAGACUCCGUGAUCAAAGGAUCCAGUCACCAGAAGAAGCAGUUGACGCAUUCAAAAAAGCCGUUUUGGAUCUGCUAGCAAACGAGUGGAAUAAGUGCUUCGAAAAUUGGUUCAAGCGCAUGCAGAUGUGUAUUAAUCUUCGUGGAAAAUACUUCGAAAAACAAUAAAGUCAUUUAAAACUA
Messenger RNA from Acanthoscelides obtectus, 750 nucleotides. The record is from the annotation of a GenBank genome assembly. Lineage: Eukaryota; Metazoa; Arthropoda; Insecta; Coleoptera; Chrysomelidae.